AUGAAGGCGCUGCUCCUGUCAUGUGCCGCUGCUGCUCCAGUGAAGAAGUGGCAGAUCCUGGGGCCCUUCGUGGUGGGCAAGAACGAGCUGGACGGCGAGCUCCCGAGCUCCAACGCCACGGAGCUGCUGCCGGGCGGGGGCCCAGCGAAGGCGCGGCGCUUCGCCGCGGAUGCGUCGAGCGCCGUGACGGUGAGCUGGCCGGAGGUGGACUGGCAGUCCCUGGUGGGCACCUUGGGCGGCCACGAGGUCCUGGAGUGGCAGGCGCGGGCGCUGGGCGCCUUCAAGGCGUCCGGGGAGCUGACGGUGGGCUGCUGGGGUGUGACGUCCUUCAGCAUUGGCAACCGCAGCUUUGUCGGCGACUUGUACCGCGCCGGGCUGCCCCCACACCCGGUGGAGCUGCCGGAAGGCGGCCAUCGGAUCUCGCUGCGGCUGCGUGGCAAGCUGCAGGCCCAGUUUGCUUGUGAGGUGGAGCGCGGGACGGAGCCGCUGAGACUCUUCGGGGACUCCUUCCUGGCGGUGCCCGACUUUGUUGAGGGCUUCGGCCUGGCGGGGGAGCUGCUGGCGGUGGGCCUGGCCAACCAGGAUGCCGAGCGCUGGCUGACCGGGCUCCGGCCGCUGCUGACUGGUGGGUCUCUGCACCCGGCCCAGCCGCCUCUGCCCUCCUUGGGCCCCGGCCAGCGGCUGCGGCUGCCGCUGCGCCUGGAGCACGCGGAGUGCGGCAAGCCGCUGAAGGUGGCCUUUGAGGGGCGUCUAGGCGGCGAGGUGGUGACCAGUUCUCCGCUGACGCUGCGGGUGAAGUGCCGCACGGCGCGGCAGAGCUUCGUCUUCACCUUUGAGGAUCCGGAUGGCUCUGUGCAGCACGCAGCGGCGGUGAUGCCGGAAGUUGGCACCUGUGAAGGCGGCUGUCCUGUGGUCAUCUCGCUCUCUGGCACCAGCAUCUCUGCCAGAGACAGCGCGGACGCCUACAAGGUGGGGGAGAAGGAGGGCUACCGCUUCGGCGUGCGCGGGGCCUGGCUGCUGGCGCCCACGCGCCACGGCGCCCAUAACUGGGAAGGCCCGGGGCUGGCCACGGCCGUGGCGGCGCGCCGCGCGCUGCCGCGGCUGCAGCUCGCAAGCCGAGUUCCGGUGGGCGCGGGGAGUCUGGUGGCCGGGCACUCCAUGGGGGGCCACGGCGCCUGGCUGCUGGCCUGCGCCCUGGACGACGUCCUGGGGGUGGUGAGUUCCGCCUCCUGGCUGCGGAAGGAUCAGUACGCGGACUCCAACAAGGUCCUCCUACACGACGUUGCGUCGCCCCACGUGGAGCCCGCGCUCGCUGCGCUGCUGAAGCAGGCUGAGGCGCCCUUUGACGCAGAGGCCCUGGCGCCCAGCCUGGCGGACUUGCCGGUGCUGAUCCGCGUGGGCAGCCGCGACAGGACGGUACAUCCCUGGUUCUCAAGGAGAAUGUACCGCACCUUACUCGCAGCUGGGGCGAGCCCGUCCAAUGUUACUCUCACUGAGAUCGAGGGCAAGGAGCACUGGUGGUGGGACUCCGAAGUUUCCAACGACGGCGGGGCGGUGAACGACGUGCAGAUCCGGCGCUUCUUUGAGGAGCGCCUCAGCUCCUCACCCCCGCCGCCCACAAGGUGGCGUCUUCGGACCUUCAACAUAGCCUACUCGGGCGCCAAGCACGGCCUGAGGAUCCUGCAGAUGGGACGGGUGGACCGCCUCAGCGAGGUGUCUGUGGAAAUGCUUCCAGGAGGCGCGGUGUCUCUGCGCACCACCAACGUCCGCAGCCUGCGCUGGGGCCGGGCCGAGGCUGUGGAGUUGGAUGGCCAGCAAAUGGUGCACGGGGAGGCGACGUGGUGCCUCUCGGAGGGCACGUGGCACAGCUGCGCCGCGCCGAAGCCGGCCGGGCCCAUGGGCCGGGUCUUCUCGCGGAAGCUCUGCGGCCUCGCGGAUGAGGAGGGCGAGGCCGCGCUGCAGUACGUGGCCAACCUGCUGCUGAUGACGGGCCACGGGUCUCUGGUUCUGCUGCGCCUCGAGGACGUGGGCGUCGAGGGCCACCUGCGGGCGCCGGAAGCGUGCGAAAACCUGUUGCUGGUGGGCACGCCGCAAUCCAACCCGGCCAUCGCCGCGGUGCUGAAAGGCCCUCUGCGUGUGGAGCCCGGCAGCCUCUCGCUGGGCAGCUGCUCCUGGGACGGGCACCUAGGAGCCUUGGCCUUGCAGCCCUACGAGUCGAGCGCGGGAGGCCUGGCGCUGGUGGCCACCGGAACGUCCCCCUGGGCGGCCGCGGAGGCGCUGACCUUGCUGGCAACGCCGACGAUUCCGCCGAUGGCCAGGCAACCUUUGACACACCUACUGCCGGACUAUGUGGUUUUAGACGUGGAGGAGACCCGGCGCCUCGGGGCCGGAGGGUUCCGGGCAGCAGGCUUCUGGAGCCACGACUGGCAGCAGCUGCCCAGCGCUUGGCAGCGCUGCUGGGGGGCCCAGUGGCAGGAUGGAGAUGCCUUGCGCUCCUUGCGCGCGGCGCCCAUGGCGUGUGGGCAAAGACUCAGCGGGCGAAAUGGCCGAGUUGCGUCCGGGGAGUAUUCCUGGAGUGGAGAUGCAAUUUCGAAGAAGAUGUCAGGCACACAAGAGUUUUGGGAGAAGUUCUACUCUGAUGACUCUGACACCGCCGAAGAGUUCGACUGGUACUGCGGCUACGAGGACUUUCAGCCUUUCUUCCAAGAGUUUGCCCAGCCAGUGCUGGAGGCAUCACGGGGGAGAUCGGAGAGCGAUUCGAGGCCGCGGAUUCUGGUGGCAGGAUGCGGGAACUCGCGCUUGACGUGCGAUCUCUAUGAUGACCUACUGGGACAGAAGUCGCCUGCAGAGAUUUGGAACGUGGACUACGCCGAGGCCGCCAUCGCGCGGGCCCGCGAGGUGGCGGAGGGGCGCAAGGUGCGCCAGGAGGUGGCGGACCUGCGACACCUGCCGGAGGCCUUCCAUGAUAGCUUUGACGUGGUGAUCGACAAGGGCGCAGUGGACGCCCUCUUCUGCGCAGGCGUGGACUCGCUGGCUUUGGCGGCUGUGUCGCUGCGAGCCGCGCUCCGGCCCAGAGGCGUGCUGCUGCUGGUGUCUGGGGUGGCGCCCGCAGAGGAAGUUCUGAAGGCCUUCGCUGGCUGGGAGACGAUCUUGGAUGGGUCGCCAUACAUCACGGAGGAAGGUGAGGCGACCAUCAACCUCCGGGCUCACCUCUACGUCUUUCGCAAGCCAACCACUUGA
Effrenium voratum is the source of this 3240-nucleotide messenger RNA. The record is from the annotation of a GenBank genome assembly. NCBI's taxonomy places the organism in Eukaryota, Dinophyceae, Suessiales, Symbiodiniaceae.